AUGGCAUUGGGGAUUCAUGAGACAGUAUUCAAGUUCAAACGUGAGACAUUACCUAUCCGAAUGGCAUCUAAACAUGUACGGAGCUUCAGUUACCCUAUUUCCCCUGGUAAUCAUAUAGAUGUUUUAUGGUCUUUGUCUGUAUUACUUGAAGGAUCUGAUUAUGUGGACGUGGGCUUAUACUCUAUAUUUUUAUUGUUGUUGUUAUUGUCAGGCUUUUAUAGGAGAGUUCUUCCAUCUCCUCCUGCAAUCGAGUUUGGUUCAUCUGAAGGGAAGAAACUCUUUGCUGAAGCUUAUGAGGCAGGACACAUGGAAGGAUACUUCAAGUUGAGUCCUUGCUAUCAAACACAAUCCGAGCCUGCAUAUUGUGGACUUGCCAGCCUAUCGAUGGUCUUGAAUGCCCUUGGAAUUGAUCCUGGAAGAAAAUGGAAAGGUCCUUGGAGAUGGUUCGAUGAACAUAUGUUAGAUUGCUGUGAAUCUUUGGAAAAGAUUAAAUCGGAGGGCAUUUCUUUUGGAAAACUUGCAUGUUUGGCCUAUUACAAUGGAGCUAAAGUUGGUGCUUUUAGGACUAACCAAAGCACUAUAACUGAUUUCCAUAAAUAUGUCAUGACAUGUACUUCUUCUGAAGAUUGUCAUGUCAUUACAUCAUUUUAUAGACCACAUCUCAAGCUGGUAAUAACCUAUGCUCAUCUUUGCAAAUCAAUUAAUUGUAUAUUCUGUUUAGUUCUCAACAUUUCACUUGAGGAUAAUCUCUGGAUAGGCAGGCAGAUACUUUUCUCCAAGUAUCCCGGAUGGACAAUUAUAGAUAAUAUAUGA
Messenger RNA from Nelumbo nucifera (sacred lotus), 813 nucleotides. Lineage: Eukaryota; Viridiplantae; Streptophyta; Magnoliopsida; Proteales; Nelumbonaceae. The record is from RefSeq and is a predicted model, not a curated record.